AUCAAAGGGUUUCUGCUUCCAAAGGAGUGGGAGAAAAUACAAAACCAACAAAAGCUGUGAAAACCUUUGGUCUGAGUGUUGGUGCUGAGAAUGCAAAACAGAUUGGUGGAAUUUUUCCCACUACGCUUCUUAAAUGCGCUGCUGUUUUUCAGGGCCCGCGGGUCCGUUCGCACACUGGUGCCGGCGAGCCGUGGGGCCGCCGGCCGAGGUGAGCUGUGCGGUGAUCGUUGGCUCCUGUCUGUUCGCCCGCGCGGGACCUCCAGACCUCUGGUUUCAAUAAUAGUUUGUGCUUUUUUCUGGUGCUUCUUUCGCCGCCGCCCCCCCCCCAUGGAGACAUUUACCCCAACAGUCACUCAUGCAGCCGCACUGGUCAAAACACAAGCGGGACACUUCUGAAUGUGUUAUGUGAAAUGUGCUACAGUGUUAUGUUAUGUAUGUGUUUCAGCACUAAAGACCUUUUUAACCUCAUCCCCGCAGCUCUCACACUGUGCAGAUAGCGGUGUUUGAUGGAUGCCACUUGUUGCUCAGGUUCAGCUGGACAUGGAAGGUGCCCUGACGGCCAGGGACCGGGUCGGCAUCCAGGAUUUCGUCCUUCUAGAUGAGACCACAGAGGCGGCCUUCCUCAGCAACCUCAGGAAGCGCUUCUGCAACGACCUCAUCUACACCUACGUCGGCACAUUGUUAGUGUCCGUCAACCCCUACAAGGCGCUGGAUAUCUACAACCAGAAACAGAUGGACCUCUACAUGGGCGUCAAUUUCUUCGAGCUGCCGCCACACAUCUACGCGCUGGCAGACAACGCCUACCACACCAUGCUGACAGAGUUCAACAACCACUUCAUCCUCAUCUCUGGCGAGAGUGGAGCGGGGAAGACGGAGGCCUCCAAGAAGAUUCUGCAGUACUACGCUGUGAGCUGCCCCAGCACCACUCUGCUGAACACCGUGCGGGACAAGAUGCUCAUGUCCAACCCCGUCCUGGAGGCUUUUGGGAACGCCAAAACACUGAAAAAUGAUAAUUCCAGUCGGUUUGGGAAGUAUAUGGACAUUCAGUUUGACAGCCAGGGGGACACGGUUGGAGGUCACAUCCUGAACUACCUGCUGGAGAAGUCGAGGGUCGUGCAUCAGAACCACGGCGAGAGGAACUUCCACAUCUUCUACCAGCUGGUGGAGGGAGGAGAGGAGAGUCUGCUCCAGCAGCUGGGCCUGGACCGAGGCAGCCAGCAUUACUACUACCUAACUCAAGGUCGAUGUGCCAUUGUGUCCUCCAUAAAUGAUACACAUGACUGGAAAACGGUCAGGAACGCUCUGCAAAUCAUUAACAUCGAUGAAGUUAACAUUAAUCACUUGUUUGGGAUCAUUGCCAGCGUUCUCCAUUUGGGCAACGUUCACUUUGACUCCGAUGCUAAAGGUCACGCCCUCCUGAACAACAAGGCCCCGCUGCACUGGGUCUCAAAUCUUCUGGGGGUUGACGGCAGCAUUCUGCAAGAGGGCCUGACGUACAGGAAGAUUGAAGCCAGUAAAGACGAGGUGCUCAGCCCAUUCACAGUGGACCAUGCCAUCUAUGCCAGAGAUGCCCUGGCCAAAGCCAUGUACGGACAGACCUUCACCUGGCUGGUCAACAGGAUCAAUGAGUCCAUAGAAAACCAGGAUCCUUCAAAGAAGACGGUUAUAGGACUUUUAGACAUUUAUGGAUUUGAGGUUUUCUAUGUAAACAGUUUCGAGCAGUUCUGCAUCAACUACUGCAACGAGAAGCUGCAGCAGCUUUUCAUCCAGCUCACGCUGAAGGCCGAGCAGGACGAGUACGAAGCGGAGGACAUCGAGUGGGAGCCCGUGCAGUUCUUCAAUAACAAGAUCAUCUGCGAUCUGAUUGAGGAAAAGCACAGAGGGAUCAUUUCCAUACUGGACGAGGAGUGCCUCCGGCCAGGAGAGGCCACGGACCUCACCUUCCUGGAAAGACUGGAGGACAAGAUGGGAACGCACCCGCACUUUGUCACGCACAAACUGGCUGACAAAAUGACUCGCAGGACCCUGGAGAGGGGGGACUUCCGGCUCCUGCAUUAUGCCGGGGAGGUCACCUACUGUGUUGUGGGUUUUCUGGACAAAAAUAAUGACCUUUUAUAUAGAAACAUUAAAGAUCUGAUGUGUAAGUCUAAAAAUGCCAUAGUCAGAGAAUGUUUUUCCAAAAUGGAGCCAGACAGCAGACGAAGACCUGAAACAGUGGUGACCCAGUUUAAGAGCAGCCUGCUGAAGCUGACGGAGAUCCUCAUGGCUAAAGAGGCCUGGUACAUCCGCUGUCUGAAGUCCAAUGAGUCCAAGCAGCCGGGCCACUUUGACGAGGCGCUGAUCAGACACCAGGUGAAGUACCUCGGCCUGAUGGAGCACCUCCGAGUCAGACGAGCCGGCUUCGCCUACAGACGCAAAUACGAAAUCUUCCUAAAGAGAUACAAACCUCUGUGCCCGGCAACCUGGCCCCACUGGAGAGGGGCUCCCGCUGAAGGAGUGGAGGUGCUGGUUCAACAUCUGGGCUACCUGCCAAACGAGUACAAAAUGGGCCGGACCAAAAUAUUUAUCCGUCACCCAAGGACACUUUAUGCCACAGAGGACGCUUAUGAGAGAUGUAAACAUGAGCUGGCAACCAGGCUCCAGGCCAAAUAUAAAGGAUACCGAGCGAAGGGGGAAUUCAGAAAACAGAAGGAAGCGGCCACGAAGAUCGAGACGUGUUGGAGAGGAGUUCAGGCCAGGAAAGAGAGAGAGAGGAGAGCCUGGGCCGUCAAAGUCAUCAAGAAAUUCAUCAAAGGUUAUAUGACCAGAGGACAAGCAAAAAGCACAGACAACUCCGAAUACCUGGCCUUCGUGAGACAAAGCUACCUGAACAGGCUGAAAAACAACCUGCCGAAGACGGUCCUGGAUAAAAGCACGUGGCUGGCGCCUCCAGCUGUGCUGACAGAGACGUCGGAGAUGCUGCGGAAGCUUCACUACCGCCUCAUGGUGCGCAAGUAUGUGCGAGGAGUCACGGCCCAGAGGAAAGCGCAGAUUCAGCUGAAGGUCGUUACCAGCUCCCUCUUCAAGGGCAAGAAGGACAGUUACCCACAGAGCGUGUCUCAGCCUUUUGUGGACACCAGAAUCAGUGAGCAAGAAAUAAACAUCAGGGUGAUCCAGAGCAUUCGCAAUGAGCACAUUAAAUACAGCGUGCCGGUGAUUAAGUACGACCGGAACGGUUUCAAGCCGAGGCCACGGCAGCUCGUCCUCACGCAGACGGCUGCGUAUGUGAUAGAGGAGGCCAAGAUCAAACAGCGGGUGCUGUACACCUCGCUCAAAGGUAUUUCGGUCAGUAACUUGAAUGAUGGAAUGAUGGUAUUCCAUAUAACGUGUGAGGACCCUAAACAGAAGGGGGAUCUGGUUUUACAGUGUGACCACCUGUUUGAGCUUUUGACCAAACUCAGUGUCAUUGCAAAGAAACAAAGCGCAAUCAACGUGGUUCAGGGGAGCAUCAAGUUUGAAAUCCAGCCGGGGAAAGAGAACGCGGUGGACUUCAGCACUGGGCAGGAGCCAUUGGUUUACAAAGCCAAGAAUGGGCAUCUCAUGGUGGUUGCCACUCGAGCCAGGACCCGGUAAUGUGUGGGGCUGCAGUGGAGACACACAAGAAGCCUGUGUAUUUUUUAUCAGGAGACCCCUAAGGAGCCAAUCACCGUGUCUGCAGGAGACACGCCUGAACACAAAUGACUGCACUUAAGGAACAUUAGACAAUCAGCACACAAUCCAUUUAUACAGAGCCUAAGGAUCCCAUUAGAAAUAUAUAUAUUUUAUAACAUUAAAUAUAAGACAGUUACAUUAAUAGACAGUCUCAACACGCUUGUAAAAUGUUGGUGUAACUUUGGCUGGAUGCUUCACAUUAUUCACAUUGAGACAAUCUUCUCCCAGUUUCUGAGUGCAUCAGGUUUUGUUUCAGGAUUUCUCUGCAAUUUGCUGAUUCCUUUUAACCGUCAUCCUUCAGGUUCAGGAAUAAUAAACACUGACCUGGAUUUGUCCUGAUCCCUCACCUGAUGAAUGCUUUAAAUGAAAAAAGGUGAAUAAGCGCUGUACACACUAUAUUAGGGAAUAAUUGUUAGUACUACUCUACCAAAGAACUUGCAAGUUUGAAUUUAGUAGUUUCUGUUUUUUUGUCUCUACUCAACAAAAUAAACUUGAACAUCUGCUCAAACUAAACAUGUGACUUCCAAACAUCAGAGCCAUAUGUAUCAUACUUUUUUGUUCACUGGGAAUGAGAAAUAAAAACAGAACAUAA
Betta splendens (Siamese fighting fish) is the source of this 4282-nucleotide messenger RNA. RefSeq names its product myosin IHa (gene myo1ha). Gene Ontology annotation, molecular function: microfilament motor activity; actin filament binding; ATP binding. The coding region runs from base 511 to 3612 and encodes 1033 amino acids. Gene Ontology annotation, cellular component: vesicle; cytoplasm; plasma membrane. NCBI's taxonomy places the organism in Eukaryota, Metazoa, Chordata, Actinopteri, Anabantiformes, Osphronemidae. The transcript is spliced from 31 exons. The record is from RefSeq and is a predicted model, not a curated record. Gene Ontology annotation, biological process: vesicle transport along actin filament; actin filament organization.